Messenger RNA from Thrips palmi, 1561 nucleotides. It is a transcript of the gene Prp38, whose product is annotated as pre-mRNA-splicing factor 38. Lineage: Eukaryota; Metazoa; Arthropoda; Insecta; Thysanoptera; Thripidae. Gene Ontology annotation, cellular component: precatalytic spliceosome. The record is from RefSeq and is a predicted model, not a curated record. The transcript has a single exon. The coding region runs from base 221 to 1234 and encodes 337 amino acids.
AUUCGAUUUCUUACUCUGUUGUCUGUGUUUGAAGAAUUUCGUAAAGUUAGUGCGAGUGAAAAACAAAUUCUCGAGCGAGAAAUGUAACACCAGCGACGUGGCCGCUUCUGAUUUUGUGGCUGGGACUCUCUGAGUCGCCUUCUUUUCUUAUUCUUGAAUGAUGUUGUGAGGUUAGGAUCGUCCUGUGGGAUCUCCAAACAUUUAAUUUCCUUUUGUUAAAAUGGCUAAUCGCACUGUCAAAGACGCCAAAUCGGUGCGAGGAACGAACCCUCAGUACAUUGUGGAGAAGAUCAUACGUUCUCGUAUCUAUGACAGCAAGUAUUGGAAGGAAGAAUGCUUUGCGUUGACUGCAGAAUUGUUGGUGGACAAAGCCAUGGAACUUCGGUUCAUUGGCGGAGUGUUUGGUGGAAAUAUUAAGCCCACACCAUUCCUUUGCCUCAUCUUAAAGAUGCUCCAAAUUCAACCCGAAAAAGACAUUAUUGUUGAAUUUAUAAAAAAUGAAGAAUUUAAGUAUGUUCGAGCACUUGGUGCCACAUACAUGAGAUUAGUUGGCACUUCAAUAGACUGCUAUAAAUAUUUGGAGCCCCUUCUCAAUGAUGGUCGCAAGUUACGUCAGCAGAACAGAGAUGGUGCAUACAUUCUCACGUACAUGGACGAGUUUAUUGACAGCUUGCUAAGAGAUGAGCGAGUUGUUGAUGUAAUUUUACCUCGCAUCCAGAAAAGGUACGUUUUAGAAGAAAACAAUGAGCUGGAGCCCAAAGUAUCUGCUCUGGAAGACGAUCUUGAUGACAACAUGGAGUCUUCUGGUGAUGAAGAGGAAGUUAUGGAUGUUCAACCUCCAGCCAAAGUGGAGAAAAGUAGACGUGCAUCUCCAUCCGCAGACAAGGACAGAGCAAAGGAUAGAGACCGCCGUCAUCGCAGCAGGGAACGGGAUAGAGACCGAGACAGAGAUAGAAGACUUGAAGACAAGAAGCAUCGCAGUCGCAGUAGAGAAAGAGAAAGAGAUCGAGGCCGUGACUAUGAUAGAGACAGAAGACAUCGCUCAAAGGACAGAGAUCGUGACCGUGGUCAUCGCAUAGAAAAAGAUGAUCGAAGGCACAAGGAAAAGGAUAGAGUUCAUGAAAAAGAGAGGGACCGCGACCGAGGCAGAGAUCGGGAAAGAGAGAGAGACAAAGAUCGUGGCAGAGACCGUGACAGAGACCGAAAUCGUGAUAGAGAUCGUGCCAGAUAUUAAUAAUUUCAACUUGCCCCAACUUCACUUAUUUAAUCAGUGAUGGAUUUGUGUUACAAUUUUAAUGAUUGUGCAUUUUCAUUGUACUAUAUGUAAUAGGUACUUGGCAGUACAAAUAUUUUAUUUUCAUGUUAAUUGCAUUAAAUGAAAAGUACAUUCAGUCCUCAUUUGUAUUCCAACACUGUAAGCAAAAGAUGACAUUCUCAUGGUAUAUGCCUCUUUGUACAUUUUUUACAUUUGAUUUGAGACUACUUUCACAAAGCAUUGUACUUGUGGGUAUCCAAGCAGUGAUGGUUGUACAGGUUGGUGAAUAAAUUUAGCAACAACUGA